Molecule: messenger RNA, 458 nt
Organism: Zeugodacus cucurbitae (melon fly)
Lineage: Eukaryota; Metazoa; Arthropoda; Insecta; Diptera; Tephritidae
Product: NADH dehydrogenase [ubiquinone] 1 alpha subcomplex subunit 5-like
Exons: 3
Coding region: 1-393 (130 amino acids)
Biological process (GO): respiratory electron transport chain
Source: RefSeq, a predicted model, not a curated record
AUGACAUCGUUGUUAACUGUACAUGAGUUAUGUUCCCAGACCACUGGCUUGACUGGUUUGGCAGUAGCAAGUAAUCCUCAUCACACUUUGAGUGCUCUUUAUGGUAAAAUAUUAAGAGCUCUAACCAAAAUGCCUCAAGACGCUUCGUAUAGGAAAUAUACCGAAAAAGUGGUUCAAAAUAGACUAAAAGCAGUAGAAGCGUUCAAGGACACCACCGCUUUGGAAAAAGAAAUUUCUUGUGGACAAGUUGAGGAAUUAAUCGUACAAGCUGAGAAUGAACUCAUUUUAGCCCGCAAAAUGUUAGGAUGGAAACCUUGGGAGUCUUUGGUGAAACCAGCCCCACAAAAGCAAUGGAAUUGGCCGCCAGCUAAAAUUGACGAACCAAAGAUCUAAACAAUAUGAUUGUAAAUAAAUGUGAUAAAGCCUCAUUCGGUAGGAAGAGGAUUUAUAAAAAAGUA